CUUUUUCUUCCAAAGCCACUUGCCAUGCCAACCGUCAUUAGCGCAUCUGUGGCUCCAAGGACAGCGGCUGAGCCCCGGUCCCCAGGGCCAGUUCCUCACCCAGCCCAGAGCAAGGCCACCGAGGCUGGGGGUGGGAACUCAAGUGGCAUCUAUUCAGCCAUCAUCAGCCGCAAUUUUCCUAUUAUCGGAGUGAAAGAGAAGACAUUCGAGCAACUUCACAAGAAAUGUCUAGAAAAGAAAGUUCUUUAUGUGGACCCUGAGUUCCCACCGGAUGAGACCUCUCUCUUUUAUAGCCAGAAGUUCCCCAUCCAGUUCGUCUGGAAGAGACCUCCGGAAAUUUGCAAGAAUCCCCGAUUUAUCAUUGAUGGAGCCAACAGAACUGACAUCUGUCAAGGAGAGCUAGGGGACUGCUGGUUUCUCGCAGCCAUUGCCUGCCUGACCCUGAACCAGCACCUUCUUUUCCGAGUCAUACCCCAUGAUCAAAGUUUCAUCGAAAACUACGCAGGGAUCUUCCACUUCCAGUUCUGGCGCUAUGGAGAGUGGGUGGACGUGGUUAUUGAUGACUGCCUGCCAACGUACAACAAUCAGCUGGUUUUCACCAAGUCCAACCACCGCAAUGAGUUCUGGAGCGCUCUGCUGGAGAAGGCUUAUGCUAAGCUCCAUGGUUCCUACGAAGCUCUGAAAGGUGGGAACACCACAGAGGCCAUGGAGGACUUCACGGGAGGGGUGACAGAGUUUUUUGAGAUCAGGGAUGCUCCUAGUGACAUGUACAAGAUCAUGAAGAAAGCCAUCGAGAGAGGCUCCCUCAUGGGCUGCUCCAUUGAUGAUGGCACGAACAUGACCUAUGGAACCUCUCCUUCUGGUCUGAACAUGGGGGAGUUGAUUGCACGGAUGGUGAGGAAUAUGGAUAACUCGCUGCUCCAGGACUCAGACCUCGACCCCAGAGGCUCAGAUGAAAGACCGACCCGGACAAUCAUUCCAUUUCAGUAUGAGACAAGAAUGGCCUGCGGGCUGGUCAGAGGUCACGCCUACUCUGUCACGGGGCUGGAUGAGGUCCUGUUCAAAGGUGAGAAAGUGAAGCUGGUGCGGCUGCGGAAUCCCUGGGGCCAGGUGGAGUGGAACGGUUCUUGGAGUGAUAGAUGGAAGGACUGGAGCUUUGUGGAUAAAGAUGAGAAGGCCCGUCUGCAGCACCAGGUCACUGAGGAUGGAGAGUUCUGGAUGUCCUAUGAGGAUUUCAUCUACCAUUUCACAAAGUUGGAGAUCUGCAACCUCACGGCUGAUGCUCUGCAGUCUGACAAGCUUCAGACCUGGACAGUGUCUGUGAACGAGGGCCGCUGGGUACGGGGUUGCUCUGCUGGAGGCUGCCGCAACUUCCCAGAUACUUUCUGGACCAACCCUCAGUACCGUCUGAAGCUCCUGGAGGAGGAUGAUGACCCUGAUGACUCGGAGGUGAUUUGCAGCUUCCUGGUGGCACUGAUGCAGAAGAACCGGCGGAAAGACCGGAAGCUAGGGGCCAGUCUCUUCACCAUUGGCUUUGCCAUCUACGAGGUUCCCAAAGAGAUGCACGGGAACAAGCAGCACCUGCAGAAGGACUUCUUCCUGUACAACGCCUCCAAGGCCAGGAGCAAAACCUACAUCAACAUGCGGGAGGUGUCCCAGCGCUUCCGCCUGCCUCCCAGCGAGUACGUCAUUGUGCCCUCCACCUACGAGCCCCACCAGGAGGGAGAAUUCAUCCUCCGGGUCUUCUCUGAAAAGAGGAACCUCUCCGAGGAAGUUGAAAAUACAAUCUCCGUGGAUCGGCCAGUGAAAAAGAAAAAAACCAAGCCCAUCAUCUUCGUUUCGGACAGAGCAAACAGCAACAAGGAGCUGGGUGUGGACCAGGAGUCAGAGGAGGGCAAAGGCAAAACAAGCCCUGAUAAGCAAAAGCAGUCCCCACAGCCACAGCCUGGCAGCUCUGACCAGGAAAGUGAGGAACAGCAACAAUUCUGGAACAUUUUCAAGCAGAUAGCAGGAGAUGACAUGGAGAUCUGUGCAGAUGAGCUCAAGAAGGUCCUUAACACAGUCGUGAACAAACACAAGGACCUGAAGACACAUGGGUUCACACUGGAGUCCUGCCGUAGCAUGAUUGCGCUCAUGGAUACAGAUGGCUCUGGAAAGCUCAACCUGCAAGAGUUCCACCACCUCUGGAACAAGAUUAAGGCCUGGCAGAAAAUUUUCAAACACUAUGACACAGACCAGUCCGGCACCAUCAACAGCUACGAGAUGCGAAAUGCAGUCAACGACGCAGGAUUCCACCUCAACAACCAGCUCUAUGACAUCAUUACCAUGCGGUAUGCAGACAAACACAUGAACAUUGACUUCGACAGUUUCAUCUGCUGCUUCGUUAGGCUGGAGGGCAUGUUCAGAGCUUUUCAUGCAUUUGACAAGGAUGGAGAUGGUAUCAUCAAACUCAACGUUCUGGAGUGGCUGCAGCUCACCAUGUAUGCCUGAACCAGGCUGGCCUCAUCCAAAGCCAUGCAGGAUCACUCAGGAUUUCAGUUGCACCCUCUAUUUCCAAAGCCACUUACCUCAAAGGACCCAGCAGCUACACCCCUACAGGCUUCCAGGCACCUCAUCAGUCAUGUUCCUCCUCCAUUUUAACCCCUACCCAUCCUUGAUCGGUCAUGCCUAGCCUGACCCUUUAGUAAAGCAAUGAGGUAGGAAGAACAAACCCUUGUCCCUUUGCCACGUGGAGGAAAGUGCCUGCCUCUGGUCCGAGCCGCCUCGGUUCUGAAGCGAGUGCUCCUGCUUACCUUGCUCUAGGCUGUCUGCAGAAGCACCUGCCGGUGGCACUCAGCACCUCCUUGUGCUAGAGCCCUCCAUCACCUUCACGCUGUCCCACCAUGGGCCCAGUGCUGGGCUUCUGCUGGUUAUUUUAGGAGAGGCCUGCUGUGGGGUAAACUAACUCAGUGGAAUAGGGCUGGUUACUUUGGGCUGUCCAACUCGUAAGUUUGGCUGCAUUUUGAAAAAAGCUGAUCUAAAUAAAGGCAUGUGUAUGGUG
Pongo pygmaeus (Bornean orangutan) is the source of this 3040-nucleotide messenger RNA. It is a transcript of the gene CAPN3, whose product is annotated as calpain 3. Gene Ontology annotation, biological process: proteolysis; negative regulation of apoptotic process. Gene Ontology annotation, molecular function: calcium ion binding; calcium-dependent cysteine-type endopeptidase activity. The transcript has 24 exons. Bases 25 to 2490 code for a protein of 821 amino acids. The record is from RefSeq and is a predicted model, not a curated record. Gene Ontology annotation, cellular component: cytoplasm; calpain complex. NCBI's taxonomy places the organism in Eukaryota, Metazoa, Chordata, Mammalia, Primates, Hominidae.